AUGUCAGCUCCUCAUCGACGUGGACCCUGGGCGCCAGCCGAGGAUGCCUACUUGGUAAAACUUGUUGAUACACAAGGAGCUUUGAAUUGGGUAAGAAUAGCACAACUCAUCGGUUCAAGAUCUCCAAAGCAAUGUCGAGAACGUUACCAUCAAAACCUCAAACCUACCUUAAACCAUGAUCCAAUAAGUCCAGAAGAAGGACUUCAAAUCGAAAGGUUAGUAGGAGAGAUGGGCAAGAGAUGGGCCGAGAUUGCUCGAAGACUUGAAGGACGAAGUGACAACGCCGUCAAGAACUGGUGGAAUGGAAGCAUGAACCGAAGACGUCGGUUGGUUCUACGUAGAAGGCCAUCGUCUCAUACACACCCCUUCAACGAGCAAUCUGAAACCCUUUCAUUCGCACGACCAAUUCAUUCUCAUCCUUAUGACACAUCACGCCCAGUCGACGCAUAUUUCUCAAGAAAACCCCACGGUCAUCUCUCAUCACCAUCAGUAUCCGAAGCAUCACGAGCAGAAUCACUCGACGGUGCUCCUUCUUUAAUCUCAGACACCGGCUCCAACUUCUCCAUCUCCCCUCGAGUAGCAUCCUCGUCCUCGCGCGAACUCCCCCCUCUAUCCUCCUUCGACCGUUUCGAUACUCGAAGACCUAGUAUCCCACAGCGGCAGUUCAGACCCAACCCUUCACCUUACUCAUAUGAAUCCGAAUCACAAUCGUCAUGUCAUCCUUCAUUAGAAAGAAAACCGUACAAUAAUCACGCACAUUCCAACUCCUCGCCAAAAUGGUAUCUUCACGCCUCAGGCCCGAGCGCUGUGAGUCAAUCAGGGGGGCAUGAUCUACGCCCUUGUCCAGACCAACAAUACCAAUACCCUGCUACAUCACCUCCAUAUCCACCGCCACAACCAAGAACAUCCGCGCAACCAUUAAAUGCGCCGCCUAGCCCGCUACAUAUCCGGUUGCCCCCGAUUAUUCGACCGCUUAGUCCUGUGGAGUCGAAAGACGAGAGGAUGGAAAUUAUGAGGCUUUUGAUGUGA
Sclerotinia borealis F-4128 is the source of this 1029-nucleotide messenger RNA. NCBI's taxonomy places the organism in Eukaryota, Fungi, Ascomycota, Leotiomycetes, Helotiales, Sclerotiniaceae. The record is from the annotation of a GenBank genome assembly.